GAAGCUUUUUAGCUUGAUGAAAUCCCAGUUGUCUGUUUUUGCUUUAGUUGCCUGUGCUUUUGAGGUCUUACGUAAAAACCCUGUGCCCAAAAAACCUGUGCCCAAGAUGAGUGUCCUGGAGCACUUCCCCAGUGUUUUCUUCUAGUAGUUUUAUAGGUUUUGGGACUGGAUUUCUGUCUACAGUCCUGGAGUUUUGCUGCCCUCACUUUGGUUUUUCACUCACUUCUCUGCAUGGCUUUCCAAUAGCAAUAGCUCCCAGAUAGCAAGCAUGGGUGGGUGGGGGGAGUAUUACAUGCGUCACUUCACUUAAUCCUCAUGGUCUGUCUACUUAUUUUCAGAUGAGAAAACAGGUUUAGAGAAGUUGUGAUCUACCUAAAGUCAUGCACAGUUUCACUCAAGUGUCUGACUCCAGAUCCGCUUGCCUCUAAUCUCUCAUAGUAACUUGUUGACACAUUUUCUCCAGUUGUCCUGUCUUGCUUAAAAAGCUGUGGGGAAGACUCAGCCUGGCUCAGGUAGUAUUAGACCAGCAGUCCCUGGUGUGGCAUACUCAGUUUUGGCAUUGCCUUCCUGGUAUGUUUUAAAGAAAACUCAUCAGAACCUUUGUAUCUUUUUUAUUUUCCUUGAGACAGGGUCUCGCUCUGUCACCCAGGCUGGAGUGCAGGCUCGAUCACGGCUCACUGCAGCCUCAACCUCCUGGACUCAAGUGAUCCUCCCACCUCAGCUUCCCAAGUAGCUGGGACUACAGGUGCACACCACCAUGCCCUGCUAAUUUUUUGUAUUUUCUGUAGAUACUGGAUUUCACCAUGGUGCCCAGGCUGGUCUUGAAUUCCUGGGCUCAAGCAAUCUACCUGCGUUGGCCUCCCAAAGUGCUGGGAUUACAGACAUGAACCACCACACCUGGCAGAACCUUUGUAUCUUGAAAGCUGUGUAAAUACAAUCAGUGUGGGUAUCUUAGUCCCUCCUUAUCAGCGGUAGUAGUUUCACUUACCAAUGGUCAGCUGCGAUCUGAAACUAUUAAGUGGAAAAUUCAUAAGAAAUAGUCAAUUCAUGGCUGGGCAUGGUGGCUCAGGCCUGUAAUCCUAGCAGUUUGGGAGGCUGAGGUGGACCUGAGGAUCACCUGAGGUCUGCAGUUUGAGACCAGGCUGGCCAAUACGGUGAAAACCCUGUCUCUACUAAAAAAAAUAUACAAAUUAGCCGGGCAUGGUGGUGUGCGCCUGUAAUCCCAACUACUUGGAAGGCUGAAGCAGGAGAAUUGCUUGAACCCAGGAGGUGGAGGUUGCAAUGAGCCAAAAUUGUGCCACUGCACUCCAGCCUGGGUGACUGAGACUCCGUUUCAAAAAAAAAAAAAAAAAGAAAUAAUCAGUUCAUAAGUCUUAAAUUACAUGGUUUUGCAGUGCUUGUGUUCAUGUCACCCUUAUAUUUAAUAAUGGCCCCAAAGCAAAAGAUGCUGGCAAUUUGGAUAUUGUAAAGAGAAGCUGUAAAGUGUUUCCUUUUACUGAAAAGGUGAAAGAUCUCAAUUUAAUAUGGAAAUAAAAAAAUUUGUAUGCUGAGGCUGCUAACGUCUAUGGUCGUGAUGUCUCGGGAGUCGGAUGUUGAGGCUCAGCAGUCUCAUGGCAGCAGUGCCUGUUCACAGCCCCAUGGCAGCGUUACCCAGUCCCAAGGCUCCUCCUCACAGUCCCAGGGCAUAUCCAGCUCCUCUACCAGCACGAUGCCAAACUCCAGCCAGUCCUCUCACUCCAGCUCUGGGACACUGAGCUCCUUAGAGACAGUGUCCACUCAGGAACUCUAUUCUAUUCCUGAGGACCAAGAACCUGAGGACCAAGAACCUGAGGAGCCUACCCCUGCCCCCUGGGCUCGAUUAUGGGCCCUUCAGGAUGGAUUUGCCAAUCUUGAGACAGAGUCUGGCCAUGUUACCCAAUCUGAUCUUGAACUCCUGCUGUCAUCUGAUCCUCCUGCCUCAGCCUCCCAAAGUGCUGGGAUAAGAGGUGUGAGGCACCAUCCCCGGCCAGUUUGCAGUCUAAAAUGUGUGAAUGACAACUACUGGUUUGGGAGGGACAAAAGCUGUGAAUAUUGCUUUGAUGAACCACUGCUGAAAAGAACAGAUAAAUACCGAACAUACAGCAAGAAACACUUUCGGAUUUUCAGGGAAGUGGGUCCUAAAAACUCUUACAUUGCAUACAUAGAAGAUCACAGUGGCAAUGGAACCUUUGUAAAUACAGAGCUUGUAGGGAAAGGAAAACGCCGUCCUUUGAAUAACAAUUCUGAAAUUGCACUGUCACUAAGCAGAAAUAAAGUUUUUGUCUUUUUUGAUCUGACUGUAGAUGAUCAGUCAGUUUAUCCUAAGGCAUUAAGAGAUGAAUACAUCAUGUCAAAAACUCUUGGAAGUGGUGCCUGUGGAGAGGUAAAGCUGGCUUUCGAGAGGAAAACAUGUAAGAAAGUAGCCAUAAAGAUCAUCAGCAAAAGGAAGUUUGCUAUUGGUUCAGCAAGAGAGGCAGACCCAGCUCUCAAUGUUGAAACAGAAAUAGAAAUUUUGAAAAAGCUAAAUCAUCCUUGCAUCAUCAAGAUUAAAAACUUUUUUGAUGCAGAAGAUUAUUAUAUUGUUUUGGAAUUGAUGGAAGGGGGAGAGCUGUUUGACAAAGUGGUGGGGAAUAAACGCCUGAAAGAAGCUACCUGCAAGCUCUAUUUUUACCAGAUGCUCUUGGCUGUGCAGUACCUUCAUGAAAACGGUAUUAUACACCGUGACUUAAAGCCAGAGAAUGUUUUACUGUCAUCUCAAGAAGAGGACUGUCUUAUAAAGAUUACUGAUUUUGGGCACUCCAAGAUUUUGGGAGAGACCUCUCUCAUGAGAACCUUAUGUGGAACCCCCACCUACUUGGCGCCUGAAGUUCUUGUUUCUGUUGGGACUGCUGGGUAUAACCGUGCUGUGGACUGCUGGAGUUUAGGAGUUAUUCUUUUUAUCUGCCUUAGUGGGUAUCCACCUUUCUCUGAGCAUAGGACUCAAGUGUCACUGAAGGAUCAGAUCACCAGUGGAAAAUACAACUUCAUUCCUGAAGUCUGGGCAGAAGUCUCAGAGAAAGCUCUGGACCUUGUCAAGAAGUUGUUGGUAGUGGAUCCAAAGGCACGUUUUACGACAGAAGAAGCCUUAAGACACCCGUGGCUUCAGGAUGAAGACAUGAAGAGAAAGUUUCAAGAUCUUCUGUCUGAGGAAAAUGAAUCCACAGCUCUACCCCAGGUUCUAGCCCAGCCUUCUACUAGUCGAAAGCGGCCCCGUGAAGGGGAAGCCGAGGGUGCCGAGACCACAAAGCGCCCAGCUGUGUGUGCUGCUGUGUUGUGAACUCCGUGGUUUGAACACGAAAGAAAUGUACCUUCUUUCACUCUGUCAUCUUUCUUUUCUUUGAGUCUGUUUUUUUAUAGUUUGUAUUUUAAUUAUGGGAAUAAUUGCUUUUUCACAGUCACUGAUGUACAAUUAAAAACCUGAUGGAACCUGG
Molecule: messenger RNA, 3488 nt
Organism: Homo sapiens (human)
Lineage: Eukaryota; Metazoa; Chordata; Mammalia; Primates; Hominidae
Gene: CHEK2
Product: checkpoint kinase 2
Exons: 16
Coding region: 1544-3334 (596 amino acids)
Biological process (GO): intrinsic apoptotic signaling pathway in response to DNA damage; DNA damage response, signal transduction by p53 class mediator
Cellular component (GO): PML body; nucleoplasm; nucleus
Molecular function (GO): protein serine kinase activity; ATP binding; protein serine/threonine kinase activity
Source: RefSeq, a predicted model, not a curated record